UUGCUCAGUCCAAAUGCCAGGAGGCAGUGCUAAGAUACAAAUUUUUAACUUAUUUAACUGUUGGAAGAGUUGGGUAUCACCUACAUGGCUAAUGUGAUAUCCCUAGCUAGGGAUGGUGAAGUCCAGGUUCACUGGGAAGAUAGUAGUAAGCCCUUAAGUAGCAAACUGUUGCUGGGCUUCAAUACAAUCACAUCUGAUAGGAAAAUCAGAGCAAAGAUACAGGCCCUCCCCAUGUUUUGCUGGAGCAAGACUCUGCAGUGGCUUUCUGCCUGUAUUUCUGAGGACUUCUUGAUAAACUAAUGAUGAUUUUCACCGUGUUACCACAGUGGUCAGCGUUGCAUUGUGUCUGACAACAGUAUGCUGAUAGCUCAGCAAGUUUCAGGGAAAAAGAUUGAAUCUGGGACUAGCCUUUGGGAGGCGUGCAAAAGAUGUUUGGCUGCGUGGACACGUUAUCUGCCAAGGCUGGAUGUCUCCAAGGAUGCAGCUUUAAAGCUGGCAGGAGUUUUGCAAGAGAUCAAGGUGCAAGGUAACAACCAGGCACUCCACAUAGGAAGGAUGUCUAUUCCAGUGAAAGUAGAGCAAAAUUCAACGGUGCCAGCUGUAGCAUCCUUGCAGAGGCACAGGCCACGCUACUGCCUGCCAUCACUCCACCAUCACAGUCUUUGUUAGACAGCAACCCAGCUGGAAAUGUAAGAUAAUAUCCAAAAUAAUUAAAAGCUCCUCACACUAUAUUUCCUGCUCGCAUUCUGUCUCCAAGACAUCUUCCACGGGAGCAAUUCAGCUCUAUGUAUACACUGGGACCAAUUCUGCCCUACUGAAAAUAUGUGGAAUUUCAUGGCUGACUUCUCCAGGAUCAGGAUCAGUCCACAGAGAAAAUAUAGUGUGUUGUGUGUGUUCGGACCAUCAAACCCCAAAGCUGACCCUACACCCUAUGCACAGAACCUCACCCUGCCCAGCAGAGAUGUGUAGGUCGAGACUCAUCAUGGAACUGUCUGCACUGCCUGGAGCACAAGUUCAGUGUUUAGUGCCUGAAUGCAAACUUGGUUCCACCCAUGAAGACUCUGGUGCCGCAGCCCCAGAAGUUUCUUCUCCCUCUCUCCUUAUGCAUACGUAUAUGGAAAUGUGUCUGAGGGCUGCUGAUCCAAAGGGGCUCCUUGGCAGCAGGGAGGGAGAGAUGCAUGGAUGAUUGUCCUGCACAUUACAAACAACAGGGUAGCCUCCCCGUAGCCAUGAUUCCCACCUGGGAGGAGCUGACAGCCUGAGGGAGGACUUGUCCACAUUUACACUGUGUCUCCAAUGUGCUCUCCUACAGUCACCUAACAGUCAGGUGUGUGCAGCGUGGACAAAUGGUAAAACCUUCUUACACUCCUUACUGGACAUCCCUCUCUCCUUGUCCCAUGGAAAGCAAUACAGAUAGCACCAGCAACGAGCAAUUUCAAGCCCCAAUUAUUGAAUUUACUGACAGCUCAUGUGUUUCCAUGGAAUUACCAUGCCAGCAGGAUCAGGCAGGACAUUUCUUUAGCUACACCUUUGCAUUUUUGAGGGUUUGAAAAGGAGCUGAAAUGCUGUUUCAGGAUGACAGGGAGAAGAGAGGCAAAGUCUGAAGAGCACAGAAACACACUGCAAGCACAACAUAAUUUGGACAAAUAGAAGUGCUUAGUUCUGUUUAAUGUGAAUUAGCUUUCAGAAGUGUUGCUGGUUCUCAAUACACACGUGCAUUGGUGUCUCAGAGGCCGGAGGGGAGGACCAGUAGUACUGCAGGAUCCUUGCUCAGUGUCUGCCAUCAGUGAACCAUACUGCUGUGCGAUGCACAUCUGACCCCAAAACAAUGGAAGAAGAGUGAUAACAGAAAUGAACACUGCUGACAAGGUAAACAGAGAGACAUGGCAGCCUGCUUGUUAGAGACAGCUAAUGCUUGAGGGAACUCUGCAUUCAACUCCAUUGCAAGAAAAAAAUCUAAAGACGAGUUCCACCCAUUGAAGUGAAUUGGCUUCUCAAUGUUUUUCAGUGAGGUAUCAUUCGAAUUUGGCUAGGAAUCUUAAUAUAUUUUUGACUCUCCAUUAUUACAUUAAUUUGAGUUAAUUGCAUUUAUGCGGCUUGUUCUUUUUGAUAGGCUUCAGAGCAAAUGCUGGGUGUAAAAAUCACCAGUCAUGAUACAGUGGUUUCCUAACACUUAAGACAGUUUCAUAACAGAAGAAAAAUUCUACAAACAGAUGCUCUCGCUUCUCUGUAGAUGGAGAAUAUAAAUGUGUUAUUACUGUGGAACUUCAUAGUGCAAUUUAUGUAUUUGGUUUAUUCAUAAGUUAUGUUCACAUUUUAAGAAUAAACAUAUUCAGUUUUCCACUGCAGAUAAAAUUAUUCUCAGAUUUUAAAUGCUGCUUUUCAUCAGAUUAGUCUUGUUUGUAAGAUUGUGUAAAGUAAUAAAGGUACAUUUUCCUGCUAAACGCAUUUGGGGAUGGAAAACACCUAGCAAUAACAAUAACAGCAAUUCUUGGCAUUACUGUAGCAACUUUCAUCCAAAGAUCUCCAAAUGCUUUCCAAUAAGUAAUUAAUUAGGCCUCACAGCACCCUGGAGAGUUAAUUACAAAUUAUCAAGCAUACUCUCAAACCAUUUCCAUUGAAAUUAUACUUGUUCCCUUUCCAGAAGAAAACAAAAUACGCUGGCUAUCAUACCAUGACCUUUCAAUACCAUGAUUCAUUUUGAAAAUGUAAUUAGAUGAGAAUUUGAACGUAUCCAGUUUUAGGAAAAGCUAAUAUAAUUAUACCUGACCACAAAACUCAUUAGAAUUUUUGGUUUCUUCAGUGAGAUGAUACUUUUUAAUCUAACUCUUUAAUAAAACUGCAACAUCUAUAGGAAAAAAAAAAAUGAAAUGCAGCUGGAUAUCCCAGUAAAAUUCCAGAGAGAUUUUAAAUUGUGGACAUCCAUCUGUUCUUCCGUCACAAGAGUGUUUGGUUUUGAGGAUGUUUGAUCCAGACUUUGCUUCUGACACAGUCAGAAGGCAGAAGGACAAAUCAGUGUUGCCUCCAGACUGAGCAUCCCUCCAGAAAUGUAGUGAGCUCCACUAAUUCAAGUGCUGCAAUCUGGGCCAGAGGAGGUAUUUGUUAGAGAAUGUUGUUUGCCACAGAAUGUAGGAGGCAGAGAAAGGCAAGAAAAGGCUGAAAUCUCAAAUCCAUUUAUAAUGGAAACAUCCUGCAUUUCCUGAAGCACUGAGUAGAUGCUACAAGAUAUAAUUCCUUCCUACCAAAAAUCUGAAGCUGUAAUUUUACCUUCAUCACAUAGAAUCAUGGGAGUAAUUAAAAACACUUUUACUAUGUCUUUUGCUGCAACAUAGUGAUUGUCUUGUUUUGAUGUAAGAUGAAAGUAGUUUUCUUGCAUAAUUUUCUGAAGGCAAAGAAUUUUCUUCUUUUACAUCCUAGUUUUGUAGGAAAGCAAAAUAAUGCUUGUUUGCAUGGACAGAACUUGCAUAUAAUUUGAAAAAAAAACCUAGUAUUUUAUCGAUGAAAAUAUGGUACAAAUGAAAAUAUAUCCGCAUCUCAUAGAUUUCAAAGGCUGCAUUAAAUUAACAGUGAAGAUCUAUUUUUCCUUAUUGUAUGGGAACUGCUGAGUUACGGCCUGAACCUCUGAUUGAUCACCUGAGGGAAUCCACCUCUCUUUGAGAAGAAAGAACUGUCUACGGCUUGUUCAGAGCACACAGGGUCUGGACAAGAGGAAUGCAGAGGACUCUGGGCAGUCCCAUUGCUGAAGAAAAACUCUAAACAGGCAUUCUUCAGGAUUCAGUUAUAGAGUAAAGCAAUAUCUGGACAAGGUGACUGACAGACCCUGGUCCCCCACUGGGGCAGGACUGACCUACAUGGAUAUUUCUCUGAGCAAGGAAGGAGACAUUUCCUAAAAAACUGUGUUCAAGAUCUGCUUUCAUUUGAACCUAUCCUGAAGUCAAAGAAGUUAAUGUGGCUUCAUCUGAGAGCAGAAUUUUGUCUAAAAUCUUCAUUACAUGCCAAUUCCACGAGGAUAAUUCAUAGUUAAGGCCUCUGAACACCUUUAAAAUAAUCCUCUUUUGCUUCAUAUAAUGAAUAGAAUAGAUAGGGAAUUGCUUUCCCAGACUUUCUGAGGAAACUGAAGCAAUGUGUUAAAGUUUUAACAGCUUUUAUUUCUCUUUUCAGAUCUUAACCCAGUAUCAAAUAUUAAAGUCCUAAUAUAUUUAAGGAAAGCAGAAGUUGCUGUUAUAAUUAAUUUCCUAUCUGAGGGGAAAAAUAAAUGUAUUGCUAGCCCUUUUGGAAAGAAUCUCAGUUGCAGACUUGUAGUGAUCACCUGGAAGAGCAUGCAGUGAUUUCAUGAAAUCAUACUGGAAGAGGAAAAGGAUGAUUUCACAGGGACCAAAGAAAAAUCAGACGCACUGAGAGGAUUGCAAAUGAAGGACUUUUACAGCUAAAAACACCAUUACCCGUGUAUAAUCACAGUUGACUUAGCAGUGAUGGCUCAGGGAAUCUGUUUAAGGAGAAUUUAUCAGUUCUGGAGGAUGAAAGCCUACCGAGAACUUUCCUGAAAAUACUGAGGAAGAUGCUAUUAGCAGGUGAUGCUGCCCAGCUGUAUCAUGAGAAUAUGUGGUCCAGUCACUGGAAUUCACUCCGUCUGUAGCUCAGGAAUUCUGUUGGGAGGAUUUUAGAUGCUGCAAAUGAACUGGAAAAAGAGGCUGAGAAAAUGCUAAAGCAGCAUAAUUUUUGUCUUCUUCCAGUGGAGGAAAAUACCGACAGAUUUAUUAUACCCAGACUUUUGCUGAGAAACAAGCAUUUGGGAUCUAUUUUAAAUUAAUUUUGCAAGAAUUUUAUUUUUUUUUUUAAUGAGAAAUAAUUUAUUUUCCUUCUGGUUAAAUCUUGAAAUACUAGAAGCAGUAUGAAAGAAACACUUGUAGAUAAGCUUAAAAAUUCCAGUAUUUUAAUUUGCUUAUGCAUUCACAUCUUGGUUUAUUAUUUGCAGUCUAACAGUCUUCAUGCUUAGUCUAAAACCUUUAAUUUCCUCUAUAAUAUGUAUCGCCGUGAAAGUGAACAUAUCAGAAGACUUAGGCACUACAGACAUGACAGCAGACAACCCUUUGAAAAUGUUUUUAAGGUUUCACUUGAAAAGGAAAUUAUGCCAAUGGGCAUUAAUCAUUUUGGAGGCUUCAUAUUGCUUCACAGAUAUUUAUAAUGUUAAUGAAAACAGUGACGCUGUUAUGAGCUACUGAAUCAAGAAGUUCAUUUGCCCCAAUAACAGCAGGGGCUUGAAAUGAGAAAAAAAAUCUUUCAGACAGGGAUGCUGCAAAGUUCUGAGUAUGGAAAAUCUUAGGAGUGUUGUGACAUUCAAAAAUGUCUCCAAAGAUGUGUUAUGCCAAAAAGCCUGAAAAUAGGCACAUGCAUAUCUUACCUUUCUGCAUUUCUUUGCAUUGUAAACUACACAACAACAUUUUUUUUUUCUGUCUACAUCACUUUACUUAAUAAUAUAGGGCAGUGAUAGAGUUUUAAAAGUUCCUUGUGAUUUUUUCAUUACAGCAUUUUGAUUGGUUUUAAGGUUAACAUAAACUGAUCUUUUCUGCCUAAUUGGCUUUUUUUUUUCUCUUUUAUAUAAGCAAUUUAAUUCCCAGUUGUGAUAUAUCAUGCAGGAGAAAUAUAUAUCAGAGAAAGAAGAAGAUAUGUCAUGUGGAAAGGAGGAAGGAAGGAACUGCAAGAGGGAUAGGCUAUAACCUUAAAAAAAAAGAUUGAAAGUUAUCCAGAGUUUUUUUCUGUGGGGCCAUACAAUCUGUGUGUGAUCUUGAAAUGAUUGGUUUUGGUCACAGCGGGCAAGAUGUUGAAUGUGGUCUUAUUUGUGUUAUUAGACAUCUUCCAUUUAAUGCCAUGGCUGUAAAGGGUGAUACAAGUGUUGGCUUCAUUUCAGAGUCAGUAGUACCAGCAAACAUAGCCCAGCUAAAAAUAAUGAAUUUUCAACUACUUAUUUUCCUAUUUUGCCUUGAGGUUAAGGCACUUUAGCAUGCAAGCCUUCUGCAAGACAUAUUUGAGUCUACCAAAUGUAGUUUAGCAGGUAAUGAGAUGCAUUUUUUCAUCAGGGUCAUGCUACCUAAUCAGACGCUAAAUGUAAUUAUUCACGAUCGAACCUCAAAUGCAAUUUUAGAAAGUGUCUGUAUUACAAACUAAGAAAUCAACAGGAGGACUGCUUUAAACAUGUUUUCAGUAUGCCAACAUUGCCUUUAAUUAUUUUUUGAUGUUUUAUAUGAAGUCAAAAGACAAAAAGAACAAGCUCUGAAAAAGUUGUGAAAAAGAGAUAGCAUGUGCGUGUCAGAAGAAACACAGGGAGAGAGAACAUGAAAGAAAGUAUAGAAAAAGAAAGGAAGUACUAAAAAGAUGAAGAAACAGAGAAAGAAAGAAAGAGAGAUAGAGAAUAGAACUCACAUAUAGCAUUUGAUAGCCGUAAUUGCUCUGCUCUUUUAUAAAGGCUUCCUUUUUCUGAUUAGAGACUUUAAGAUAGUUACUACCGAAAACAGUAUUUAAAAUUCAUUCUUUUCCUCCUUUUUCUUUGAAUUCUUCAUUAUGUAAAACAUGUACUUCAGUGCUCUUGAAAUGUUUUGUUCUCUUCAUUAAAUUGCUCCAUUUUUAUUUUAAUGUCCCUGUAGUCUGGAUUUUUCUCUAAAAAUGUCUGUAUAUCUGUUAAGAACACUUGUUCUUUCAGAACCUGUUUUCCCUUUUAUUUUUUUAAUUCUAUUUCUGAGUGAAAAUGUGAUUUUGUUUCUUUUUUCUUUUUUUUUUUAACACCUAUUUGUCUUUUUUCUUUUUCUUUCAACAAUUCUUUUGCACCAGCAAAGGGCCCAUCAUUCCAGACCACAUUCAUUUUGUUUAAAUCUGGCCAAAGAAGGACUGUGCACGAUUAGUAUAUACAAUAGAUGAGUAAUGAUGAUUUUUAUUCCAUCAGUAUUAAUUUUAUGCCCUUGCCUAAAGAUUACUUGUAAAUGCUUAGAUUUUAAGUAUUAAAGUAAACAUCACCCCUAUUGAUAUUUUGGAAAUGUCAGGUUAGUUAAUUGGGGUAAUAUACAGGUACAAGUUUCCAAACCAUUAUAUCAAACUUUGCCCACCAUUGGGCUCAUGCUCUGUCAGCUAGCAGAGGAAAGAAAGCCAGAGGAGCAGCUCAGGCCACCAUAACCCAUUCUUGCCUGCUCCUCUCUACUCUUUUUUUGCUCCCCAAAGUGAGUUCAGCAAAUGCCUAUUUAGUUGGACCAGUUCUUUUGAUAUAGGCUUAUACGUCUUCACUUAAGGAAACGUUUUUAUUGAGGGAGAAAAGCCUCAUGACGGUAUUUGUUUUUACUGUGGGUUUCAGCACUUCAAGAGUUAUGGACACCAUCUAACCUGCACUAAUGUGCAGAAGCAGUAUCAGGCUGAUAUACUGAGCAUCAUUACUUACCGUGGUCUUUUUAAGAAGUUGGGAAUUGAAGGCUGAAAUCUCAAGACAGUCCUCUCAGCAGUCCAAGGACUUGAGUUUAGAGUUAUCUGUAAAUUCUGUUUAUGUUUAUCCAAUAAGAACUCAGCCAGUGAGUGCUGCAAAUAAUCGUUUACUUAAACAUAAAUGGGAAUUAAUUAGUCUAUCAAAUGAAAGGAAAGAAGAUUCUGAGCCAGGAAUGCACUCAUAGUCACAGUAGCACAUCAUAACUUUGCUCGAUGUACCUAAAAUUUCUUUUAAGUGUGGCUGCCAAAUCAUCAUGAUUCUUUUGUUUAUUAGCCAAAAAUCCUACCCAAAAUGGGAAAACUUCCAGUCUUUUCUAUGAUACUUAUGACAGCCUUUUUUAGUAGCUGAUUUCUUAUUAGAAUAUAUUCCUCUAAAAAAAUACAUUUGGCUAUUUAUUGAUUAAUGCUCAUUUUUUAAUGGAGCUGUUUUGCUAAGAUUCAGUGUCAGGUGCAUUUCUAACACCCCAGCUCCUCUGUUCUGUGCAUCAAUUGGCACACUCAUCAGUUAGCCAGUUCUGCAAUAAAAUAAAUUAAUGGACUAUCCUAUUUCAUUUCAUGGCAUCCGGCCGAUGGAGUACAGAAACUGCUAUAAACCCUAGGACUCAGUGGGACUGCUGGUAUGAGGAAGGAGUGCAGCAUUUGGCCCACAUUUUGCAUUGAUCAAGCAGAAUUAAAAUUAGCACAGCAGUUUGCCUUGAAUGAAGCAGAAAAGCGUGGUGCAGGCUAUGCAGCCUCCCAACUACUAAAUUGACCCCUUUUCCCUUUUAUUUUCUCUUAGCUUAAUUUUUGCCCUACUGAAAUAAAUGAGGCUACUUAUACUGUGAAAGGAAGGACUGGAUAAUCUGACCAGUAUAGCAUAUUAAAAUUAUAUGUAUUCUAUGGUUCAUAAUCAAAUAUGAUUCUCUUCCUGAAAUAAGCACUAUAUGGCUGUAGUGAUAAUCACUAAUGGGUCAGUUGGGUACCAGAGCACUGUAAAUUCUGGUGAUGAAUACACGGGGAUGCUGUAGACUUCUGCCUUGUAUUAUUUUAAUAGAGAGCAGAGGAAAACAAGGGAAGAUUUCCUCGGAGGUAUACUGAUAAAAUCUCACUUAAUUAUGUUAUAGAUCUCACAUUGCUUAAUUUUUUUUCUUAAAACUUCAGCUCUUUGAAUCGCAUUAUUUAAAAAUGGAUUUCCCUGGAUGGGAAAAAAAAAAAAAAGAAGAGAGAAUUCUUCAUAGCUGGGAAGAAAAUCUUUACACUGGAAGCUUAAAAAGCAGAGAGUAAACACAAACAAAGAAGAAAAAUGGAGGACCAGCGGUGAAAUCAUAGGCUGAGUGAUGUCAUGGAAAUAAUGUCCUUAGAGGAGGACUUCAUGCCAAAACCCAGGAGCAGACAGAUUUCUGAGAAAGAUCUUGAUCAUCAAUAACUCCUGCUAAUUCAGUGGAAAUCACAGUCAGGUUGGCAAGCACUAUGAAUCAUCUCUUCUGAUCCCUGCAUGCUUUUGUAGAAGAAAUUGGAAAGGCAACAUCCACGAGGAAAUACAUGAAGAUCUAACCUGGCCUGUGUGAAAAUAUUCAUGUCAUAACCCAGACAAGAAACAAAUGUGCCAUCUCAGACGAAUCCACCUUUCUCUCUUUGCAUCUCAUGGAAGACUUUGAAAUUUCGGGACAAAAUUGCAUUCUCUUAUUCAAAACUGAACAAAGCAGGGCGAGUCCUGCCGUUUUGCUGAAAAUGCUCUGUAUAGAAAGUAUAUGUACAUUAAAUUGCCUCUGUGACCAUGUUUGACUCUUACUCUACAAAUAAAUGGGAGUAGAUAGCUCCCUUCCCUCAGGAACUUCUGUCUGCGAAAACUGUGGAUUGCUGGGAUAUGCAGAUGAAACAUCUCUUUCUCUCCACCAAGAUAUGAAAGCAAAGAGCUCCUUCCCCUUCUGAGCUUCAGGCCAAGGGGCUCCGACACACACCGAGCAAAUGGGAAGAUGUGUGAUUAGGUAACUUCCAAACUUCAGAAACAUUUCCAUUUCAAAUUCUGACUUCCUGCCAUGCACAUACUCUUCUGCAGCCAGCUCCGAGGCAAUUUAUUAACAACUCCAGUGGAGUGAUAUCUGCAGAAUCUGUUUUUCAGCUUUUGACAGCUGAGCUGGGCUAAUGUUCCUGUUCCAGAGUGCCGUCGUGGAAGCAGUGCAUAUUCUAUAUAUUCAAUGAAGAAGUGUCCUUUGAAAGUGUAAAUGAAAUCGCUUAUCUGAAGUAAAGAGAUAAAAAAUCAAUUUAAAACAUUUUAGAUUGUUUAUCAGCAUGUAAGAAAAAAAUACAAGAUUGACCAGGUUUUACAAAGAAAGUUUUAAACCACAAACUACCAGUACUUUUAGGUUGUAUUUCCUGUUCACUAAAUUAAACGUUUCAAUGGAUAGCAAUGCAUUUCAGAAAAAUAAAUUAAAAACAAAUCAAUAAACAAUAGAAUAAAACCUACUAAAUGCUUUCAGUAUUUUAACUUCUUAAAUACAAAAGCCUAUUGAAGUUGUUUCUGCAACCUUAAAAUAUAACAGAACCCAUUGAGAUCAGCACUACAUCCAAGAUCUGAAAUGAGGGGUUUUAAAAAAUACCUGAAAUACUCUAAAUAUUAGAUAAAGAAAAGUUAGAGAGGUGUUCAGGGAAAGAAAAAGGGCAAUUUUUUCACAUCAGGGAUUUAAACGAAUGUGAAAUCAUGAAAGUCUUAACACUGUUCUUGAACUUUCACAGAACAUAGGUCUUACUUGGAUGAAUGUUACAAGGAGAGUGGAAGAAGGACUUAGACUAAAAACAGGAUUGACAUGCAUGAUGAAUUACAGUUCAUUAAUCCAAUUAAUGAGUAAUUUCAGAGGCUUUAAUCCCAGAUAAAGCUCCUUAUUGCAGCUCUGUUGGCUAGUGAUGCACAAACUAAGAGCCUGUCAGCAAAUCAAUUGUAAAAUUCUAUUAAAUAAAGCCUGCCAUACACUUCUGUAGCUUAUGUGACAAUAUUUUGUCCAAAAAAACCCCAAAAACAUAUAUAUAUAUAUGUACAUAUGUAAGAGAAGGAGAGGAGGGAGCAAUCUCUAACCUUAUUCACCCUGAUUUGUAAUAUAAGAGUUCAAGAUAUAUUUAAAAUGAUGCAAGCCAGCUGAAUGCAACUUCAGAUAUUUAUAAGCACUCUUGAUUUAGAAGGUAAACAUAUGCCCCAGUUUCUGAAGUCAUCUGUAUGUAUGAUUUCCUCAUACACAUUCUGUUGACUAAUGGGAGUCAAUAAAGUACAUCAGGCUGCUUUGGGAAUAGUCUCUGUUCUGUUCUUAGUUUAUUUUAUUUGUGGUGCCACUGCAUCCAAGUGAUUCUUUCUGAGCGCUUCAGAAAUAGACUCUGUCCUCCAAAAGUCUCACAAGCAGAGAGCAAAGAAAGGAGAUAAAGAGAGGAAAAAUUGUGAGAGUUGUCUUCAUUGACUGUAGAAUCAUAGCACAACAGCUGACAGAGCAGUAAGUAUGAAGCAAGCAUUUGAAAUUUCAGCUAAAAAGUCAAAACCUAAAAACCUAAAACCUAAAAACCUAAAGAGUCAAAACAUGAUUUAAAGCAGAAACAACAGUGUUUCACGGCUUCUCAGAAAACCAGGAGGACUCCCCUCCCAAAAAACCAUUCCCCUCUGACUGAACCAGGCUUUGUAUCCCUGUUAUAACAACCCUCUCCCCCUGACAAUCAAGCACUUCAAAUAUUCCCUUGCCCACCAUAAUGGAAUGAAGAGUGGACCUUCACUAAGACGCCUCUGAAAACAGGCAGGCUGGCAACUUGCAGUGACAGCCAUGUACUGACUUCUAUGUAGCGACUUUGAUUUGUUGAGUACUGGGCUACCCUGCACAAAAAACAUAAAUGCAUUCCAUUUUAACAAUGAAGAAGGCUUGCAGUACUGUGAGAGGCUGUGCAACACACACAAAUAUUGAUCCUGAUCUCUUUGAACAGCUAUGUCAAUUACCUUCCGCAUUCUCAGUUUGUAAAAGCUGUGUUACCAAAGAGACAAGAUCCUGCUAUGACGACUAUUUAAGUAAAAGUGCAUCCUUUCUGAUAUUGCCGAAGAGUAUGCUGUGGGAGGAUGGCAGUUCACACCCAAUUACACACCAUGAUGGAUUCAUAUUUCUUGAUCUUUGAAGCCUUCUGAAACAACAUUGCACAAUGACCCUCAGUCUUAAAGACCAAAUAAGAUGAUUAGUGACAUGCAGAAAAAAGGCUCAGAAUUUCAUGCAUGUCAGAAAAACUCUUAAGCACUUUCUGUUUGUGGCAGUGCUCCUGAACUGGAAGAAACUUCAGUCACUCCAGCACAGAGAAAGCUGUUUGAUGGAAACAAACAACUGCAGAGACUAUAAGAUCGGUAACACCAUUGUCCCUAAAAGGCUCCCAUUUAACAAAAGAUAUAUCACAAUUUGAAACCAAAAGCAAAAUACUUGUGUGCCUAUUGCUAGAAUUUUGGAUUUCUGCAGUUUGAAAAUACAAUGGAAAUCACAAAUGUUAAUGAAGAUUCAGUGCACAUCAGCGUGAUGAUGCAUAUUACUAUAGCUGACAGAUUUUGAAAAUGAAGGUCAUAAGAAAUUGUGGCAUUGAGAAAAUCUUUUAUGCUACUAGUGCUAAAAGUUUGUUCUAUACCACGCAAAGCAAACGCUGUGUACUUCAGAAAAUGCAGCUGUUGAAGGAAAAUGAAUCUGAUCCACAGCUUAAUCCCAUUGUAUGAAUACAAUCCUGAAAGUAUGAUGUCUAUCCAGGAGAAACAAUGCAUGAAUCAGUACUUAACUAAUGGAAACAAUAAUUCCUGUAGUUGUUUCAAUAACAACCAUGGCUGAGAGUGUCCUAAAGGAUCAACCAGGCUGAGGGUAAGACUGCUCAGCAGAUUAGAAAUCAAAUCAAAAUGAAAAUGGGAGUGGAGAAAGAAAGUUCUCACCCUUGCAAAGUCCCAAGGAAUAUCAGAGCCACUCUGGGAGCAUCUCCAUGUGGGGAUGUCAGAUGCCAUCCUUCACCUUCUCUCUGCACUGACCCACAUGGGGGCACCUAGGAGGGUGGGCCAGUUCUGCCACCAUCAAAAUCUUUGAUGACUGCAGCUUUUGGCCUCCCACCACAGCAGGCGUGUUAGCAGCCAGGUCACCAGAGGAACUGCCAAACAUAUGACAAGUGACAGGAAUUGAAACACUUUGACCUUGAGCCAUGCAUAGGCUUGAAGCAGUGCAUUUAGUGCCUCGAGAGGAGCAGGAGGUGUGAGACGUGCGUUUUGAAGAGAAAACUAAAACUGAUAAAAGCACAAGAUUAAGAAACGAAUGAAAGUUACCAAAAAAUGACCAGGCUGUUUAAUGUGAGGAGAAAAUGAUCAUGCUAUAGUCCUCCAAAUGCUUUUAAAGACAGAAAGGUAUCCAUAUAUCUUUUCUUCCGCCUUUGAAGCUUCAACUGUGAAAGUUAAUCUAAAGGAAGCAAAAUGCAGCCACUCUCUUCAGACCAUUUGAUAUGCUAUUGCUUGCAAACUUCCUUUAAAAAUAUCUUUCAUAACUAAGAAAAUUGCCAUAUGCUCACUGGCUUAUAAAUGGGAAAUUAAAGAUAAGAAAGUCUGAAUAAAAUAAGACUACUCGAUAUUAGCAUUCCGAGCACUUGGCCAGUAUCGGUCAAUUACUUCACUGCUCUUCUUUGCCAUCCCCAAUCUCACUGAAAAAUACAAGCCCACAACUUCCCCACGAGAUGGAUGUUAUUAACCCAUUUUUCACAGCUGAGAGCUGAGACACAGGGGAGAUGGGUGACUCCCUCUGGGUCACCGUGCUGCUAUUGAGAAAGCUGGAAAUAGGCCUUGAAUCUCGUUUAUAAGACAAGACACGGGGCAGUUCAUUUCAACCAGAGUGGUUUCCACAUUGGGAUUUUACAAGCUUACAUUAUAUGGAUGAAUUAAUAAUUUGACGUCUCAAAAGCCUCCUGCUAUUCACAGAACUCGUUUUAAUUCUUACGUUACUUUUUUUUUGGCAAGACUGUGACGAGCAGUGUGAGGGCAGAGGUGUGGUCUGAUGGCAUUUAUCAGUGUCAGUUGUCACCUUACAAAGCGUUAUGGGGAUGUACGUGUCCAGCUUUCACUGUUUGCACUGCUGGCAGAUUGUGUGAUCCCACUUUAUUGCCUUUUGGCUUUUUCCCUUAAAAACAAACAAACAGUAUACUGUUCCCUGGAGAAGGACAGGUAGUGCUUUUUACAUCUAAUAACGAGCCAAGAAGAAAUCUAUUCUGGAACACUCAUUUUCACUCUGUUGCUGAUUGUAACAUCAGUACUUCUUUUCUACGAGCACUCAUUCAGUCUGCUGUUCCUACUAACACAUUAUACAUGACAUUUGCUAUGUAUAGUUAAAUCAAAUUUUAUUUAUGAUAUUCUCCAUAGUGAUAAUGCACUUUGUGUCCAGGCCAAAACAUUGAGAAUUCAGUUGUUUUGCAUUCAUUAUAUGCUUCUUCCUCCCCAACCAUACAAGGAAUAGCAUCCAAGCGAUGUUUGGAUCCCCUGUCCCAAUGCCAGGCAAGUCUCUGCCAAAGACAGUUCUGAUAAGAGGUGUUAAAUAGUUAAACACAAUGGAUUUUGAUUUUUUUUUUCAUUUUAUUUUCAGUCAUUAGGGUAAUUUCUUAUAUAUGGAACAUCACUUGUUCUUGAAUACUGUGAUAAUGCGAGUCUCCAGUUAAAGACUGAAGAUGAAAUAAUUAAAAAUGGCUUAUUGACCUUGAAAGCCAUGUCCUUCUGAGCAUCAAUAUGAGAUAUGCACAUUAAUUAGUGUUUUUCAAAUUCAAUCCUUAACAUUUACCAAAGGAGAACAGUUUUCUCAGUAAGUCAAAGACAGGCCUGGUUAGCCAGUAACUUAUUACAUAUUUGUCCACAUCACAAUUUUCUUCAUCCUUGAUUUAAUCUGCAAAAAUAUUUAAUAAGGAAAGCUCUGUUGAAAAUAACAUGUUUAUUAGAGCUUCAUUUUUGAAAAAAAAUUCUUUUGAAUAGCAGACUGAAUUGCUAGCAUUAUAGAGUAACCACUUCUUAAUGAAUAAUAGAAAUUUGAGAUAAAGGACAUCAAAUUAUUAUGACUUAUUAGAAGAUACAAAGGACCAAAUUUGCAAAUGAAACUGGCUAAAUUUUAACAAAUAUGUCCAUAAUAAAUCUUAAUUUCAGUAUGACUUUCUAAAACUCCAUUUCUAUAGUAUUUAACAAAAAGCUCUGCAAAGAAGAGCUUAAGCUUUAUAUUUUUUCACUUAUUAGAGCGAGGAGUGGAAUUUCUGACAAACACCAAUAAAGAGUAAAAUUUAUAUCUUGUCAAUAGGACCUAUUUUGUUGCUAAAUUAUCUCAGAAGUCUCACAGUCAGGAACACAGUAGUCUAAAGCAGUCAGGACAUAGAAGAAACAAUGGGCAGACAAUCUUGUGCUAACUGAAAAGUGAGCACUGUAAGGGAACAGCUGAAUUGGGGCCUGAACCUCUGAUUGACCACCUGAGGUGAGUAAUGAGCCAGCUGUGGGAGCACAGGUGAAGGCAAUUCAUGUGUGCUGCUGGAAGGGGUGGAGCCUGGCUGCACCUCUCCUGGACCCAUUUAAGAGCUGACUACUGGGGUGGAAAGAUCUUUUUGUGGAGAUCCCUCCUUUGGAGUUUUACAGUGUGCCCAGGAUAAGGUGAAGAAAGUAAGUUCAAGUGACUGGUCCAAAAUUACACAACCACACUGAUGCUCAGCUAGCAACGGGGACUUCCUUCAUCCAGUGCGGCACACCAUCGCUUUACAUCACUCAGCUUGCAGAGAGAGAAGAUUGAAGUUAUUUGUGGGCAAAUUUAUGCUGAUAAGAGAGAGCACAGAGAGCCCCAGAGAUGGAAAGGUUUCAGAAGACACUUCUGCUGGAAAGCCAGCUCCUGAGUGCUCCCCAGCUGGACAUCGCAUCCUCCGCAGCCCAUACCGCAGCACCAGGUUUGACUCGCUGGAGCUGCAGCGAACGUCUGCUCAGGUCCUGGUGUGUGACCACUCAUUGCCACCAGCAUGGUAUCGGUUCAUGAUCAACAACACGCCUGCGGAAAUGCCAACGAGAUGCAUUGAAAUGAACAAAUGUGGGACACAAGCUCCGGUGUGGCUGUCACUGAGGUCUGAAUCCCUGCCUGCUCCAGGUGAAAGCAAGCACCUGAUGGCCUGUGGUACCUGGCAGGUCUUUGGGGGCACCAAGGACUGCUGCUUGUUCCGGAUACCCAUCACUGUCAGGAACUGCAUCAAGUUCUUUGUUUAUCUCUUGCAGCCGACUCAAGGAUGCAUGGGCUACUGUGCAGAAGAAAAACUCCCAAGCCUGACUUUACAGCCAGUGAUAACUUCUGAGCUCGUGCGAGGUCGCGCCCACCUGAAAUGCGCCUACAGCUCACCCAGCUGGGGGCUGAGCUACACGGUGCUCUGGUCACGUCUGGUCGCCCCGGGCAAACAGGAGCAGAUCCAUCAGGACACCACCCUGCAGACGUGUUCCUACCUGGAGAUAAGCAGCAGACAUCUCCAGCUGGGAGACACAGUCUUCUGCACUGUGACUGCAUUUGCAAGGGACACUUCUGAGCAGCGGUCAUUGCCUGAGCAGAGCAAAGGUUUCUACGCUGGGAUUAAGUUUUUACCAGAAUCAUUACAAAUUGCAGAAGAUGGCAAGGAGCACAUUUUGACCAUCCUGAGCACUGUGCCCAUUACCUGUGCUGGGCAUAACGAUUCAUGUAAAAUCACAUUACGGCUCAGUACUGAGGAUCUGGACAGCCAAUUACUGGGGCCCCCAAACACUGUCCUCUCAGCGUGCCAGGUGGAUCUGGUGCCGGCGCCCUGCUCACAAGGCAGCUGUGCAGCAGCUGUACUAACAGUGACAGCCGUCACCGACUUCGCUCAGGAUGGGAACCGCGUCAGCUACAUCAGAGCCGAGCCAGUUGGACACAGAGAUGUACUUUGGAGGGCUCACGCCUCGAAGGAUGUAAAGGUCACAGUUCAGGACCUCCCAACAGGGAACUGCUACUCUUUCACUGAUCCACACAUUAUCACGUUUGAUGGAUGGCGUUACGAUAACUAUAAAAUCGGCACCUUCCUUUUGUGCCAGAGCACGUCACGGGCAUUCGAAGUGCACGUCCGUCAGUGGGACUGUGGGGGACACCACUCUGCCACUGCCUGCAACUGUGGGGUGGCUGCAUGGGAAGGGAGCGACGUCGUCCGCCUGGAUGCCUGCAAUGGGCACUUUCGGGACAGCAGGCCGCAGCUCAGCAUCCAAAGUACUGAGGCAUCACCACAGGUCAAAAUCCUAACGUCCUACGGAGGGAGAAAGAUAACAAUCCUAUUCCCUUCAGGAGCGUUCAUUCGAGCCGAUGUGAGUGAGUGGGGAAUGGGCUUGACAGUGAGGAUACCAAGCAGUGACUUCAACAGCACCAGAGGUUUGUGUGGCCUCUUUGAUGGGAUCAGUCACAACGACUUGAACAAUGUGCCUGAGGAAGACUUCAUAGAGGAGUGGAGAAUACCUCCAGGGAAGAGUUUAUUUGACAAAACUCCAGCAUCUUCAGAGGGGAAGCAGAGGAAAAACUACUGCAGAUGCCAGAAGGAGAGCACAAAGUCCAUGCCCUUGCUAAAGACGCUGAAUGCCUUUCAGAUGCAAUCUCCUGGUUGUCAUUAUGAUAAUGUGGAUUACACUUUUGCAAUUCCAUAUCUGGAUGUUACAUCAGAGUUUGUCACUCACUCAGGCAAAGAGUUUGCUUCAAGAGAUGAUGAGGAACGGUCGCCCAAGUCUUUUGAUCAAAGAUCUCUCCCUAAAUCAGCCAAGAAGCGAGGUAGCCGUGAGGAGCGAUUAAAACCCUUCUCACAUCAUGCUUCCAUGAAAAACAACAGUUCCCUUAACUUUACCAAGCCAACAGAAGAACUACAGAGACCAAAAAGACAAGAAAACUACUUUGAAUACUCAGCCCUUCACCCGUUGCAUAGCCCAAGCCAGACAGACACGGAAAGCUUUGCCUAUUUUUUCCCAGAGGAUUAUUUUGAAGGGAUUCGGAUAAAACUCCCACUGGGAUGGCCCACUCCCAGCGGCCUAACCUCUGCCAAAGCUCAGGAGAUUUGCCACCAAAUUCUUGCAAAUUCCACCAUUGGCUUAGCGUGUAAGUCUCUGCUGGGAAAACUGAUAGAUGAGGCCAUCAAUAUAUGCAUGUUAGAUCUGCAGCUCAAGGAUGAUGUGGCCUGGGUAAGGGCACUGAUAGCGCUUUUGGAAAAUGAGUGUGAAAGACGAGUGCUGAGGCACAGAGGUGAAGUGUUUCGUGUUGGAAGCCAGCCAACUUCUAACCAGGAGGAAAUCCUUACCAUUCUCCGCUGUCCUGCUUUCUGUAAUGGCAAUGGACAAUGUACAGACAUGGGCUGCCAAUGCUUUGAAGACCACAGCUCUUAUGAUUGUAGCACUGCCAGAAAGCAAACUCUGGAAAUCACAAGCUUGGAGAACAGGGGCCUAUGUGACAUUCGCACCUCUGACUGCAGUCGUGUCCGAGUGUUUGGCGUUGGCUUCAAGGAUUCUCCCCAUCUGCACUGUGAAGUCACCAGAUUAAUUCAUCUCAACGGCGAAUGGAUAUCAAGAGAGCAAGAAACCACACAAGCAGAUUUUCUCAGCUCUAAGGCUGUUGACUGCCAGAUUCCUCUCCUGAACAUUGCAGAGACGGAGGCUGUGCACUUUGUAGCUGGCGAUGAGCCGUUCGCAAGAUGGCAAGUAAAAAUCACUGAUGAUGGCUUCCAGUACAGUAAUUCCAGAGUGCUGACCCUGUACGACGCAGUCUGCCAGGCCUGCGAAUCCCAUCCAACUGGACUUUGUAAAUUAAAGGACAAUACUUGUAAUAUAGAUGGACUUUGCUAUGGGGAAGGAGAGUCAAACCCUGCCAGUCCUUGUCUUCUCUGUGAACCUGAUAUCUCUAAGUUCACCUGGUCUAUUAAUGAAAACAACCUGCCUCCUGUGUUCCAGGCCCCCUCCAGCCAGCUGCUGACAUUUAUUGGUGAGAAUUUUGUUUACCAGUUAACAGCGGUGGAUCCGGAAGGGUCAGCUGUGCUAUUCAUCUUAGAGGCUGGGCCACAGGAUGCCAGGCUCUCUCCCGCUGGCCUUCUUAUCUGGAAAGUUGAUUCAGAAGAAAUGCAGACCUUUGAAUUCACUGUGUCGGAUGAAUGCAACGCGCAGAGCAGAUACGCUGUUGAGGUUCGAGUGAAGCCCUGCAGCUGUCUCAAUGGCGGAACGUGUGUUACCAAUAUUAAAUUCCCCCCGGGCCUUGGUGAAUAUCUGUGUUUAUGUCCAAAUGGAUUUGAUGGAGGGCUUUGCCAGGAAGAUAUUAAUGAGUGCAAAUCAAACCCGUGCAAAAGCGGAACUUGUGUGGAUGGUGUGGACAGCUAUGCUUGUCAAUGUCCCCCUGGUUUAGGAGGGCUUACUUGUCAGGAAGACAAGAAUGAGUGUGAAGAAGGUCUGUGUUUUCCAGGAGUGUCCUGCAUGAACACCUUUGGAUCAUACGUGUGUGGAAUUUGUCCAAGUGGGAUGGAGGGAAAUGGUAAAACUUGCAAAUCUGUGCUUGCUGGUGACUUUACAAAAGCUUUAAUCGUUGACAACAACAAUGGCAAAGGUGAUUUGAACAAAACUGAAGUUGAGUGGCCACUGCACCCCUUAGAAGCAAAUAAUUCUCCUGUAAUUAGGAAUUUUAACAUAAGCACUAAUCAUGUCCACACAGCACAUCAGCCCCGUGUUACCACCUGUGCCAAUAGGCCAUGCUUUCCUGGAGUGCUGUGUUUCAAUAGGAAACCCCCUUACGUUGGCUAUGUCUGUGGCCGAUGUCCAAUAGGGUUUUUUGGAAAUGGCCGAACCUGCAGCAAAGCCUCCAGACCAGUUUCAAGAUCUUCCCAAAGCCAUACAGAUGUUGCUGAAAGAAAUAGUGAAGAUGCCAGAGGCUCUCAUCAGGAAGGCAAGACAUCAAGAAACAUCUAUUCGUUCCUAUCCCAAACCCAAAUUCCAAGGCAAGAAACUACAUACUUUGUGGAAAGAAACCACACAGUUAUUAAUGCAGCAUCCUUUACAACGAAAAGGAAGAUUUCCCAGCCUCAGAUGCUGUCAGCAAAAAUACCUGAUACAGAGUCCACUGUAUCUGAGAAACAGACUUUUACUGAAAAAAGAAGUCAUACACACACUUUCCUUCUGCAUGAGGAGCCAGAUCCCAAAGCAGCAGCUGUCAAUGUGACUACUCCUACCCCUGUGCAUUUUAAACAGUACAAGCCAGGAACAAGACAGACCAUUCCUUCUCAUCUCAACACAAACGCAAGCUCACUCUUCGCACGGCUGCAUGCUGUACAGCAAGCUCGUUCCAGAUACAGCUUAUCUUCCAGGAAAUGGCCCAGUCAAGUGACAGGCUCAAAGACUGAACUCUCCAAAAAUCUCCCAACAAAGCAGCAGAGAGUUUCUUCUUUGGAAACAUCCCUCACAUCCCCUUUGCAUGAAAUAGGUUUUUCCCUUGACACAGCUCCACAGAGUGCCAGUGUCCUGCCUGGACCUGCUCCCCCAGCAAGGCUUCCAGCACAUACCACAACCUUCAGAAGAGCAUCCAGUGUAGCAAUGGACCAUGCAGAACUGCCAAAACCCAUCAGUGGGUCCUAUGAGAAAGCUCUCUGUGGUUCAACACCAUGCUUUAGUGGUGUGCAGUGUGAGCUAGCCAAAGAUGGAGAAUUUAAAUGUGGGUCUUGUCCCAGUGGAUACAGCGGUAAUGGAAUUACAUGUGAAGUGCAGUGUGACCCACCGUGUGAGCAUGGAGGAACCUGUGUAGCUCAGAACACUUGUUCUUGUGCCUAUGGAUUUGUUGGUCCUCGAUGUGAAACAAUGGUGUGUAACAGGCACUGCCAUAAUGGCGGGGUCUGUGUGUCGCCAGACGAGUGCAAAUGCAGAAGCGGAUGGAGCAGCCCUUCCUGUGAAAUAGCUGUGUGCAACCCUGUGUGCUUAAAUGGAGGAAUCUGCGUGCGACCAAACACUUGCACGUGUCCUUACGGUUUCUAUGGGCCCCAGUGCCAGAGAGCUGUCUGCAUUCCUCCUUGUAAGAAUGGCGGCCACUGUGUUCGAACCAACGUGUGCUCCUGUACUGAGGGCUACACUGGAAGAAGAUGUCAGAAGAGUGUCUGUGAUCCUGCGUGCAUGAAUGGAGGGAAAUGUGUAAGCCCAAAUGUUUGUGACUGCCCAUCUGGUUGGAGAGGAAAGCACUGUAAUAAACCUGUUUGCCUGCAGAAAUGCCUGAAUGGUGGAGAAUGUAUAGGUCCAAACAUCUGCGAGUGCCCUGAAGGAUGGGUGGGAAUGCUGUGCCAAACCCCAAUUUGUGAGCAAAAAUGUCUGUUUGGAAGCAGAUGCAUAAAACCAAAUGUCUGUGCUUGCAGAAGUGGCUAUACUGGGUCAGCAUGUGAAAAGAAGGAGUACUCAAAGCUAAUGACUGCUCAUUUAGAAACCAUAUCUUUAACUACCCACAGGAUGAAGAUAACAUAACAGCAGGACAAUGAAGACAAUCAUUUGGGUAUCGAUAAGCCCAAACUGAGUUCGUUUUUCAUUUGGGAAGACACGGUGUGAAAACAUUACUACUUCUCUCCCUUCUACUCUCCUAUAAUCACAAAGAAAAACUAAAACAAAACACCAAGGCAUAUGUCAAUAAACAGACCUCUAUUUUCAAAA
Messenger RNA from Lagopus leucura (white-tailed ptarmigan), 21121 nucleotides. RefSeq names its product von Willebrand factor D and EGF domain-containing protein-like. Gene Ontology annotation, molecular function: signaling receptor binding; calcium ion binding. The coding region runs from base 15248 to 20938 and encodes 1896 amino acids. Gene Ontology annotation, cellular component: cell surface; extracellular region. The transcript is spliced from 60 exons. The record is from RefSeq and is a predicted model, not a curated record. Gene Ontology annotation, biological process: anatomical structure development. NCBI's taxonomy places the organism in Eukaryota, Metazoa, Chordata, Aves, Galliformes, Phasianidae.